Molecule: messenger RNA, 6650 nt
Organism: Corythoichthys intestinalis (scribbled pipefish)
Lineage: Eukaryota; Metazoa; Chordata; Actinopteri; Syngnathiformes; Syngnathidae
Gene: cntn3b
Product: contactin 3b
Exons: 23
Coding region: 411-3488 (1025 amino acids)
Biological process (GO): cell-cell adhesion; axon guidance; brain development
Cellular component (GO): plasma membrane; axon
Molecular function (GO): cell-cell adhesion mediator activity
Source: RefSeq, a predicted model, not a curated record
UCGCUGUGGGAUGCGCACAAGGAGAAUCGCCGCUCAGUGGCACCGCUGUCCUCCCUGUUUGUUGGCCAGCAUCUCGAGGAGUGGGAAUCAGAGGAGGGGAUCGAGGAACAUCCCGCUAAACUGCGCCUACCACCUCGCGGCUGUGAAAUCACGACGUGGGGGAAUUUGUGGAGGUGGACACGCACCUUGAGGAGACAGGAUAAAGUAAAGAGCGCACGAGGCAGGGAAUAACACCUUCGGGUUUCCAGACGCAGGCUCUGCUGCAAACAAUGUUUGCAGCCGACUAGCGGAUAUUGGAAUUACAAUCAAAGCAGUUUCAUAAAGGGGAACAAAUAGCCUCACUUUGAAAUUAAAAUUAUUCUAUUCACAAGUAAUUGGAUGAGAGUCCCAUUAGCCCUCUUCAGUGAAAGAUGAUGUUGCCAUGGAAACAAAUUGUUCUCCUAUCAAUCACAGGAUGCCUUGCAGCGUUUACAGACGAUGUCAUAUUUCAAGGUCCAAGAUUAAGGACAGAGCCUGCUGACCUCAUUUUGCCGAUCAACUCCCCCAACCAACAGGCCACCAUUAUGUGCGAUGCAGAAGGGAGCCCAUCGCCACAAUACAGAUGGUCACUCAACGGAACACUCAUUGAUCUUGGGAAUGACUACCGGCGUCACAUGUCUGGAGGCAGCCUGAUCAUUAGCAACCUGGACAAGGACCAAGACACUGGGAUAUACCAGUGUCUAGCCUUCAACACGAAGGGGUCCAUCCUGAGCCGGAAAGCCAGCGUCCAAUUUGCAUAUCUUGAUAACUUUAAAACGCAAGCAGUGAGAAGUACGGUCAACGUCAGAGAAGGUCAAGGAGUGGUUCUCUUAUGUGGUCCACCAGCACAUUCUGGAGAGCUGACUUUUGCAUGGAUCUUCAAUCAAUAUCCCCACUUUGUCCAACAAGACAGUCGUCGAUUCAUCUCACAGGAGACUGGAAGUCUUUAUAUAGCCAAAGUAGAACCAUCCGAUGUGGGCAACUACACUUGUGUGGUUAACAACACGAUCACAAAGGAGAAGGUGUUAAGCUCACCAACCCCGCUGGUCCUCAGAAGUGACGGAGUAAUGGGAGAAUAUGAACCCAAAAUAGAAGUUCAUUUUCCUGAGUCGAUUCCAGCUGCAAAGGAAUCAUUUGUGAAACUGGAAUGUUUUGCUCUGGGAAACCCUGUCCCAGAAAUAAGCUGGAGAAGAACAAGUGGAGUCCCUUUCCCUAGUAAAGUGAAAAUGAAAAACGCAAACGCUGUCCUGGAAAUACCAAAUUUCCAACAAGAAGAUACAGGAACGUAUGAGUGCAUUGCAGAAAAUCGACGGGGCAAAAAUACAGCACGAGGUCGUAUUUCAUUCCAUGCUAAACCUCACUGGUUCCAGACCAUGGCGGACACGGUUCUGUCCAUCCACCAAAAGCUGUUCUGGGAGUGUAAGGCGAACGGAAAACCUAAACCAUCCUACAGCUGGCUGAGGAAUGGAGAGCAUUUGAUAACUGAGGGCCGGAUACAAAUCGAAAAUGGGGCCCUGUCCAUAGCUGCGUUAAACCUGUCAGAUGCUGGAAUGUAUCAGUGUGUAGCUGAAAACAAACAUGGGAUUAUUUAUUCUUCUGCCCAACUAAUGGUGUUAGCAUCACCUCCCAGUUUCUCCAAAAGCCCAAUAAAGGCUGUGCUAAAAGCUCGCUUGGGUAGUGAAGUCACUCUUGAAUGCAAGCCGCAAGCCUCGCCCCCAGCAAUUAGCCUGUGGAAAAAGGAUAAUGAGAUGCUGCAGAGAAAUGAAAGAAUUACACUGUUUUCAAAUGGAACAUUAAAGAUUACCAACGUUACAAGAAGCGAUGCGUCUAACUAUAUGUGCAUUGCAAAGAACCAGUUUGGGUCAGCAAGCACCAGUGGGAGGCUGAUCGUGACCGAGCCAACCAGAAUAACUGUGAGGCCCACAAACACUGAGAUUAUUGUUGGCGAGAGCAUCGUAUUGCCGUGCCAGAUUGCCUACGAUCCAGCUCUGGAUGUCUCUUUCUCAUGGGCAUUUAAUGGCCUGCUCAUCGACUUCCAGCAAGACAGCGAUCAUUUUGAGAGAGUGGGCGGGAGUGUAUCUGGAGAUCUGAUGAUCCGUAACAUUCAACUGAAUCAUGGUGGGAAGUAUGUCUGUGUUAUUGACACUGACGUAGAGAGUCUGUCCACCUCUGCCAUCCUGGUUGUCAAAGGUCCACCAGGCCCUCCAGACAAAGUGACAGUGGAAGAAAUCACGGACAGCACGGCGCAGCUUUCCUGGACUCCUGGAAGGGACAAUGGCAGCCCCAUCACCGGUUACAUCAUCCAGUGUCGGACGCCUUUUACUGUGGGCUGGCAGGCUGUUGAUACGGUGCCCGAAGUGAUUAAUGGGAACACACUAACAGCGACAGUCGUGGGUUUGAAUGCUUGGGUGGAGUAUGAGUUCAGAAUAGUGGCACAGAAUAGUGUGGGCCUUGGAGAGCCCAGUCCAGCAUCGGCCAAAACCAAGACGGAGGAUACUAUUCCUGAUACAGCUCCCACUGAUAUCGGAGGAGGAGGGGGCACAAAGUCGGAAUUAGUGAUAACAUGGGAGCCUGUAUCCGAGGAAUUGCAGAACGGUGAGGGGUUCGGCUACAUCAUCGCCCUCAGGCCUGUGGGCACAGUUACUUGGACACGAGCCAUCAUCUCCACACCCGGCGUUGCACGUUAUGUCUUCCAUAAUGACACCAUCCCACCAUUCUCGCCUUUUGAUGUGAAAGUGGGAGCUUUCAACAACAGAGGGGAGGGCCCUUUCAGCUCUAUUGCCACUGUGUAUUCAGCAGAAGAUGUCCCCAGUGUAGCUCCUAAGAGGGUUAUACCUAGGAUUGUGUCUGCAACACAAAUUGAAGUGAUCUGGGAAGCUGUUUCAGCCAUCCCUGAAAGAGUGCUGGGAUAUGAGGUCAUGUACUGGGAAGAUGACACUAAGCCUGACACAGUUGGCAAAGUACGCAUAUCAGGAAACUACACCGUUGUUAACAUCACUGGGCUGAAUUCGAAUACAGCGUACUAUCUUGCAGUGUCCGCCUGCAACACAGCUGGCCCUGGGCCUCAGUCGGUGCCUAUCAACAUCACAACAAAAAAACCACCACCUGACCGGGCACCACUAAACGUACAAUGGUCCAUGAUUGGUUCCACACUGUCACUGCAAUGGGAUCCUGUUGUAGCCACGGAGAAAGAGUCAAAAGUCACUGGAUAUUUGGUGCUUCUGAAAAGACAUCGUUAUAAUGAUAUGAAUUAUUAUGUCACAAAUAAAACCUCUGUGGAGCUCAAUCUGUCCAGCAAUGACAACUAUCUCAUUCAGAUCAAGGCCAUGAGCGAGGGUGGUGAAGGUUUAGGCAGUGAACCCAUCCACAUCCACAAAUUAAGCAUGGGAGCACGGGGAUCAGAUGCACGUUGUCUCAACCCAUUCAACCUCUCUGCAGCACUCAUCAGCGCACUGCUCUGCUUUGUCUGAUGAUGUCCAAUCAGAGACUCUAGUGUUCCUGACAGUCCGUUCAGCCUGCCUGGCUCAAUGUUAUCCCUCUACUGGAGGGUUCCGGAUUCAGCGAUAGGACUAUAGAUUCCUGAACAGGCUCAACUGUUAAAGAGUCCAUACAAGAAAAGCUUAUAUGAUGAAGAUGUAACAAUUUGAGUGCAUGAUAACUUGCAAUGUUUCAUCUGGAUUUCUAAGUGCCACCAGUAUUUUCAAGGGUUUAAUAUCAACAUGAGUUACCCCACGUGUCUGAAAAAGAUAUGACUGCCUUAAUAGCAAUUUAACACGUACAAUCUAUACCAAAUUAAUAAACAUAGGAUUUUUGCUUUACAAAAGUAUCUCUUGGACAGCUUGCCCAUCAAGAAUGGCCCAUAGUUCUGCUUUGUUUUUAAAUGCAAUUUCAAGAGCAAAAAUUUUAACGAGUUAAAUAAAAAGACAGCAGUUAUUUGGUUUUGAGAAACAAAAGACAAAGCAUUAAAAUAUUACCUUUUUUUUUUUUUUAAUGUAGCAACUGUAAUUGCUAACUGACCAGCUAUGCCUCGAAUAAACAUAUUUUCCCAUACUCAAAAAAUCUUUAGUCAGAUGUCCAGCCACAGACUUGUAAGCCCCAGGCCCUCUCUACAAUACCGUGAAAGAUGUCACUACUUGCUCUCCAUCUCAUACCCUUAAAUAAUAAAUGUCCAUCACACUGGCUUAUUCAGUCUAGUGAAAAGUAUGGUUUUCACCGAGAGAUGUGCUGCCUUGUCAAACAAAUCCCAUGUGUAUUGUUCUUUACUUUUAGAUGACUAACAAUAAGUUCUAUAUUUCACAACAACCCAUACACAAGAUUGCCCCAGUGCACAAUGGACUAUACCAAUGACAGUGCCUUCACCAGAGCUCAAACGUCUUUCAGCUGCCCAGACUUGACAUUCACAUUGUUUAAAGGUUAACGUCUGUUUUUUGCUUACAAACUUAACAUCGUAAGCCCGACGUAUCAAAAACUUGGGCUGAAAGCUUUAUACGGGGAGAUUGUAAACUGUGAAUUGACCAAAUUUAGAUAUCGUUGAUAAAAAAAAUAAUAAUUGGCAACAGAACUAGCAUUGUCUUGCCUGCGGUCAGAGCAAAACGUAUUGCUGUCAUUUUGCCAUCCACUUCAUACUAGAAUGAAUAGUUAGAAAUGAAAAUGAGGGAGUUACACUUUUCAUCCUUUGAAAGGCACUUCAGAGUUGCAAUGUGACAACUCGAGUCUUGAUGAUGCCCAAAUGGAUGUGGAACGAUGCAGCCAACUGCUAGACGUUACCGUGCCUUUGCUGAAUGUGGGGCUGUGUGUAUAGUCAUCAGCUGUAAGGUUGUCAUCAUUUGUAGUGUUGCACUCUUGCCACUCCCAAAGUCAAACAAAAGCACAAGCAACUGAUGCAAGGUGACUGCUUGUCCCCACUUGUCGUCUGAGCAGAUGUUUAGACUUCGGAGGCCUCAUAAAAAGUCCCAAAAAGCUGGCAUAAUAAGGCCUGUUCUGUCGGCUACCUGACUGACUUCAUAAAGCUGUGCGGUUGUUAGUCAAUGUAAUAUUGAUUUUACUUUUCUAUUAUUAUAGCGGUCAUGUUUCAGUUACCUGUCUGAUUGAUGGCCUCCAUUUUAUUGUAAUCAUUCUGUUGCCAUAAAAUCUGUAAUUUGGUUUUCGAAUAAAUGUUUUCGUGAAAGCUUUUUUUUUUUUUUUUUUUUUGAAGAGUUAUAGUGCAGUGAUUGACAGUGACUUUUCUGGUCUAUUGAUUGUUGCAAGUGCAUCUUUACACGCUUGAUGUAUGAUUACUGUGCUUUAUUACAAUUGUGAUGACUUUAUUUGUAAAAACCUAAAUACCAGGACACACCAGUAUUCUUAGAGGCUAAAUUUUAUCGUCAAAUUCCUUAAAGUGCAGAUGUUCCUUACCAGCUUGCUCCAAAAAGAGUUUUCUUUUGAAAUCUAAGUAAAAGCAUUUAAUGAAACUUGGGUGACACUUUUUGGUGUGCGAAUGAAGUUUAACGUUGCUUGUCACAGUAUGUUUUGAUUCCAAAUAUAGUAACUUUAUCAAGAUAUGGUGUUUUCUAUGUAUAGUUCUGCAGUUAUUUCUUGGAGUGAGGCAUCAUCCAUCUCAUUUUGUUGAAAAUGUCAUAGGUGGCAAGAAAAUAGAGAUGUACCCUUGCAAUUGCAAUAAUCAAUGAUAUAUAUUAUCGAGGUGAAAUUUGAAACAAACACAUCAUCAUGUCUUUUUAUAGUUUUAAAAUGGUAUUAUUGUAGAUCAGAGCUUUUUGUAUAACAUUGAGUGAUUGUAAUUUUACCAUUAAGAUCACGUUUAUGUUUCUGGCUUUGAGUUUUGAUGAAUGUGUCAAUGGUGACGAUCUUGAAACAACAAAAUGAAAUAACCUAUUAGCAUAAUCUACUAGUCUCCACUCAUUUGUCAUUGUUAAUAUAUAACUUAAAGCUUGAGGCAAGAUUCCCAAUAUUUGACACCAAGGGAUCCAUGUUUUACCAUAGGUUAAUUUCUUUACGAAGUUUGUCCUGCUGAAAAAGACAAGAAUUUCUGUGUUAGUAUGUAGUACAAAAUGUUUUUAGAAAGCCUUACAUCAUUAGGAAAUUCCAUACACCAACAUGAAGUGUCCUGAUUUAAUAAAGCAGCAAAUCAAUUUAUUUUCAAAAGGUUGAUAUUGUUAAAGUGGUUGUUACUUGAAAGUGUAUUUCCAAUAAUGUAUAUAUUUGCAUAUAUUUUUAAAAUAUGGCCACCCAAAACAACCUUAUUGCUCUUAUAUAGUGUGUUUUCCAGCCUAAUACUGCUGUAUUAAUAAAUGAUCUCUGUGAGAUACCGACAUGUAGAUUUGUAUUUUCAUAUUGAAAAGUAACUGUUUUGUCUUGUAUACUAAAAUUGUGCAUGGUCAUCACUGUUUGUGAAUUUGUGUUGGAUUUUUCUAAAACAUAACUUAAUAAAAUUGUUUAUUCCCUCCAUUCACGUCUUUGCCUUGUUAAGCUAAAUCUAAUUGUCAAGUUCAAACACAAAUCCUUAGAAGGACAUUUGCAAACAUUACAGAAAAUAAGGAGAGAAGGCACUCAAUUUAAUUAAACACCUUGCAAGGAGUGCGGAGGGAAGCUAUAUAACGCAAUACUAAGACUACAUAAUACAGAUUCCACACUCA